Molecule: messenger RNA, 1803 nt
Organism: Didymodactylos carnosus
Lineage: Eukaryota; Metazoa; Rotifera; Eurotatoria; Philodinida; Philodinidae
Source: the annotation of a GenBank genome assembly
AUGAAUAAACGUACAUUAUUAUUUUUGAGUAAAUUAGCUGUUAUUAUUCUAUGUAUAUUAGGAUUAGCCGAAUUAGGUUUGGCCAUAUGGACCGCUGUAGAACCUCGUUAUAAAGCAUUAGCCCAUACAUUAUCCGACGUUGGCUAUAUUGAUAUAUGGCUAUUACGUUACUUAUCCAUGUGUCUGUUUGCAGGUGGAAUAAUAACAUUAGUCAUGUGUCUAAUAUUAAUUUGGGGUCUUUGUUCAGCUAACGUUUUUAUAUUUAUUGCAUCGACUAUGUUGACGUUUGUCAUAGCAGCUGAAUUUACUUUAGUCAUUUUAACAUUUACAAGUAAAUUUGACACACGACUUCUAUUACAAGAACAACUACCUAAAUUAGUUAUUAGUUAUCGACAAGGAAAUGACGAACGAGCAAAUCGUGCACUAGACGUUCUUCAUCAAGCGUUUAAAUGUUGUGGUUCUGAUGGACGUUUAUCAUUUCAAAAUCAGGCACCAGCUAGUUGUGGUAGUUCAACUCGUCUUUAUACAACGGGUUGUUUAAUACGAACAAUCGAUUUUUUAAAUAUACACAUGGAUGUUAUGGCCUAUUUUCUCUUAUUUGUGAGCAUAUUGAAAUUAUUUAUUGUUAUUUACUAUUACACUUAUUUGUGUAUUCGACAACGUUACAGAAAAAAUCGUCAAAAAUUACUUGGAAACGGGAAUUUAAAUGGUUGGCAAUCAUCGAGUUAUGAAUCAUCAACAGAAAAUAUACCUAAAAAGUUUUUAACAAAAAAUGUUGAAGACGAUUAUAAUGAUGAAAUGAAUGAAAACGAUUAUGGCAAAAAAUCACAUCGAAAACAACAACUGCCAUAUGUUUUAGAUAAUAGUGGAAAACGCUAUGAGACAACAAUAACAAUACCAAAACGCUCUCCAACCGAACAACUGUCAGCUACUGCUAAUGUCUAUGAUCAACAGCAAUUAUCCUCAGCAAAUUCAAGAAAACUUAGUUCCAUAUCGGAAAAAACGGAAAAAACUGAAACAGAUGAUAGUGAUGGUGAUUUAAGAACAAAACGAGCAUACUAUGAUCAACAAAAACAGUCAAAUAAUAAAAAUAUAAGAAAAGGAAAUUUAGCAAGAGCUACAUUAAAUUUCAAUCAAAAACUACCACCUCCGAUCAAUUCAAAAAAAAUUUCAUUUGUCAAAAAUCGACGAAUACUCGGAAAUAAAAUUCUAACAAAUAAUAACGAUGAGGACGAUGACAACGAUUCAGGUGUGGAACGCUCAUCAUCUGAAAAAUCGUUUGAAGAUAAUAAACAAUUACACCACCAAGAAAAGAAAAAGUCACCACCAGCACUUAGUUUUAGUAAUUUAUUUGUAACAAGUACCAUACAUCAAACUAAUGUUGAUGAAGCAGAAGCAGCAGAAAGUUUAACAAAAAAAUCACCUUCAACUGCCUCGUCAUUAUCGGAUAAAGAAUCCGAACAACAAUCAGUAUCAACACCUUCAAAAAUUGUUACCAUUAAAAAAACAAUUUUGAAGAAAAAACAACAAUCACCAUCGCCGGAUCAAGAUCAAAAACCACCGUCUUACACGGAACAAAAACAUUUAGCUUCGCCAUUAAUAAACGAUGAACAGAAACAACAUACGCCUUAUUUUGAAACGACGAUCGUGUCGUCUACGGCUAAACCGGAUGUAUUAACGUCAAAAUUCCUUCUACCAUUUAAAUCGAAACCUUUACCUGUAUUACCAACACCCGCUCCCAGAUCUACUCUGAAACAAAACGUGAUCAAUGGUAUAGAUAAACAAGAUGAAAGUAACGUGUAA